UUUAGCAGGAGGGAGGGAGAGAGAGAGCGGGUUGUGCAGAAGAAAUAAAAUAUAUUGAGGGAAAGAAAAAAAAAAAACGCGUUUAAGACUGGCAGGAAAGGGAAGGGGUGUGCGAAAGCGCUUAUUUCUGCAGCGCGAGAGAAGAGUAGUCUAUAAGUGAACGCAAUUGAAUUGGAUAUAGUAAAAGAAAAAAAGAGAAAACAUUACAUUUUGAUCUGAAGAUCAUGACGGCAGCUGUCGAUAUGAAACCGACGUUAACUAUAAAAUCAGAAAAAGUGGACGAUCUGGACUGCAGUGAUGUCCCUCUGCUGACACCUGGCAGCAAGGAGAUGAUGUCACAGGCCCUGAAGGCCACCUUCAGCGGCUUCACCAAGGAGCAGCAGAGGCUGGCUAUACCGAAAGACCCCAGGCAGUGGACGGAGAACCACGUGGGGGAGUGGCUGACGUGGACGGUGAACGAGUUCAGCCUGAAGAACGUGGACUUCCACAAGUUCUGCAUGAACGGAGCCAGCCUCUGCGGGCUGGGGAAGGAGCGCUUUCUGGACCUAGCCCCCGACUUUGUGGGAGACAUCCUCUGGGAGCACCUAGAGAUGCUGCAGAAAGAAGACGCAAAGCAUUUUCCUGUCAAUGGCCUGAGCUCCUCCGUCCAAGACUCCCGCUAUACCUCAGAUUACUUUGUCAGCUACGGCAUUGAGCAUGCUCAGUGUGUGCCUCCCUCAGAAUAUUCAGAGCCGGGCUUCAUCACCGAAUCCUACCAGACCCUGCACCCCAUCAGCUCAGAGGACCUGCUGUCACUCAAGUACGAGAACGAGUACCCCAACGUCAUCCUGCGGGACGCCCCCCUCAACCCCAUCCAGGGGGACUACUUCUCCAUCAAGCAGGAGGUCAUCUCCCACGACAACAUGUGCGUGGGGCGCAUCAGCAGAGGGAAACUGGGUGGCCAGGACUCCUUCGAGAGCAUCGAGAGCUUCGAGAGCUGCGACAGGCUGACGCAGUCCUGGAGCAGCCAGUCGUCGUUCAGCAGCCUGCAGCGCGUGCCCUCGUACGACAGCUUCGACUCCGAGGACUACCCCAGCGCCCUGCCGGGCCACAAGGCCAAGGGCACCUUCAAAGACUACGUGAGGGAGCGGUCCGACCUCAACAAAGACAAGCCGGUCAUCCCUGCCGCUGCGCUCGCCGGCUACACAGGCAGCGGACCCAUCCAGCUUUGGCAGUUCCUGCUGGAGCUCCUGACAGACAAGUCCUGCCAGGCCUUCAUCAGCUGGACCGGAGACGGCUGGGAGUUCAAGCUGUCCGAUCCGGAUGAGGUGGCGAGGAGAUGGGGCAAGAGGAAGAACAAGCCCAAGAUGAACUACGAGAAGCUGAGCCGCGGCCUGCGCUACUACUACGACAAGAACAUCAUCCACAAGACCUCGGGCAAGCGCUACGUGUACCGCUUCGUCUGCGACCUGAAGAGCCUGCUGGGAUACGCCCCGGAGGAGCUGCACGCCAUGCUGGACGUCACGCCCGACAGGGACGAAUGAGCGCCCUCCGGGGGCGGGGCUUAGCAGAGGAAGGGGAGGGGCCAAAGGGGGGGCGGCGCCCAGGGAUCUCUGAAGGACUUUCUUUCCAGACUGGUGGGUGUGGCCAGGACCAAAAUGGGAUCUUUUUUUUUUUUUUGUAUGUUAGCUUUGGUUCCCUUUUCUGUUUUUGUUGUUAUUGAUGUUGUUUUUGUAGUUUUUUUUUUUUUUUGUUUGUUCGUUUUUACCAUUUGAGCGCCUCCUUAUAACGGAAAGGGUAAUGCAGCACCGGGUUUCUGUGCUGCUUCAAAGACAUUGUCGACAAACUGUACUCAAUGACAGACGUACACAAUACAGAUAUAUAGAUAUUUAAACACAUGCGUACGUAAUUACGUUGUGGCUCACGGUAAAUGGAAACUUAUCCAUUUAGAGUUUUGUUCAUCUAAGUAGCACAAGCAACUGACACAGAAGUGGACCAAGAAGCGAGCGAUGAUCCCGCAACGAAGGGAACGAACACGGACUGAGAGUUCCUGCCAUGAUGCUGUUGCCAAAAUGAAAAAAAAAAAAAAGAUAUAUACUAUUUAGAAAUAUAUAAUAUCUACUUAGUUACUGUUGCUCUGCCUUUCUGAACACAGAACGCAUGGGCAGUUCUCAGUCAGGACCAAAAACAUGAAGAUUGUUAUUUUGUAUUAUUUUCAAUAGGUUUGUGCCAGUAUUAUUGUCCUUAAGAACUUAAAGUGAAUUAUAUGUUGUACCAGUUAAGACUUUUGGAUUUAUGUAACUAGGAAAACCAUCUAAUUGUGAUCGCCUGCUGCCUGCAAUGUUUUCACAUGUCAAGACAAGUACAUUUUCUGUAGGAACAUUUGAACUGAUAGUACUGAUCUGGUUCUGAGAUGACACUGGAGACAAGGGGGGUAAUUUUUACUCAUUACCGUAGAUCGUAAAACCAUGCUUUCUCAUUUUGCCAGUGGCUGGCUUGCACAACUGAAAGUGACCGUUGCCUCUCAUCUGCUAUCGUUUACUGCUACCAGUAAACCACAAAUGCAUCCCCACUACUACCAGAACAGCCAGGCGAGUCCUGCCCAGGUUUCUGCACCAUUUGGCACAUUGCUUUUUUUUUUCUAUUUGUCCUGUCAGCAUCUGAGCAACUACUAAGCACAGGGAUUAAAUGUUUAUUACAGGGGCUAAACUGUUCAGAUUCAUGAGUUACAAAAUCUCCACUCCUUUUUAAAAAUUGUCUUAAAAUAGCGGGGAGAAUAUAUUGGAUAAAAUUGUGUUUCCAGAAUACAUGGCGUCGCUGCCCUUGUCUGGGGUGCCCAAGAUUUAACUUCUGUCGAUUUUCCAGGAAGCUCUUAUGAAGAUGGAUCUUAAUUGAAUUGUGAGGCAAUAUUCCUGAGGUAUUGUUACAGAUAAGAAGCCUGAGAAGGUUGGUUGACUAUACUAUAAUAAUGUUCCGCGAGGGGAGGGGAAUGGCUUCAGUAAAGCGAACGAUCUUCCAUCAACUUGGACCGUGCUAAGAUGUAGAGCCUGGCUGUAGAGGGAGACAAGCCUUUUGUGAAAUAGCAGUUUUACUCCCGGAAGCGGGGGAGAAUUGGUAGAAAUGCAAAGGACAAUGUAAAAAAAAAUAAAAGGUUUUAUGAAAGGAAUCCUAUAUUCUGGAAGGCUCUAGAAGUUACAGUAGGUGUUUAAGAAAGAUCUGCUGGCAAACCAAGGGUUUUUUUUUGCAUUAAAUAUUACCGACUUGUGGGAAAAAAGGCCACUUUAACUGAAAUACAGGUGCAUCUGGCAUUUGCAUAAGCAUUACUGAACUGUACGGAUGUAUUUUUUUGUAUUAUUUUGUACAGAGAGCUUUGAAAACCACUAAAAACAUGUCACGUGCGACACCGAUGCAGGUUGAUGGGGAGCUGAGUGGUAUUCUGUAGAUGUUUUCACGAGUGCUCUCUGACGCACUGCGUGAAUGUGCUGUACACAGAAGCAUCGAGAAACUCGUUCAAAUUGCCAAUAAGUAGCGGUAGCCUUGUUGGCAUGAGUGCAGCAUGCAAUUACUGAAUUUCAGGUCAUGAAUAAGUAAAAUGCUGUUUUUUUUUUCACUGCUGCCUUCUGUGGGAAGAUAACUGCAUGUAGGCCGUUUGGGGGGGGGAAAGAGCCGGUCUUGAAAUUUCAUCUUAAAAUACAAAUGUUAUUGUUUACAAUGGCUGAAUGUUACCCAUCCUGAUUAUAAAUAGUGCUACAACUGUCUAUUUGUACAGAUUGUAUUUCAUAUGUUUUUAUUAAGAGACCUCAAUUCAACAGACAAGCAAAUACAAAGUCCUAAUAAUAACCAAAACAUGUGAGGUCUUGGAUAAGAGUUGGGCUGAGCUCAUUGAUGAAGUUUGAAGAUGGUGACCGUAAAUCCUCUGCAUUAGCUGUGUUGUUAUUGCGACAGUUUGUGUUGAUCCAUGCCACUGAGCUCUGGGUAUGGGUUUGAAAAGCUCUGGCCAUUUUGAUGGGAUAGUGCUUUUAUAUUCUCUGAUUACUGGACAGUCUCUAGGCUUUUACUCUUAUCCCUGCCAGGAAAGGAGAUGCGGUUCCUGUCCGCACACACAACCUCUGUCCUCCCCAGCAGACAAACACAAUCUCGUGACUGUCUUGGUUUAUUUCUGUUAUUUUAAUCGGAUUUAAUCAGAAUUUACACAUUCUCUGCAUAUCUCACCAGUAUGGAGGCAAAAAGCAAGAAAUACAUCCAUGCAGUAAAGUCUCCAUACUUUAGCCCAUAUUUUUAUGUUGCUCCAAAUAUUGCUUUAUACAAUUGCAUCGAUGAUCGAUUAAGUGUUUGCGUGUCUGAAACAAAUGUUACAGCUAUUGUAAACUGUGUGUUAAAAACUUUUUUUAAUGCAAUCCAAAGUAUUAAUUUGAAUCAAACAUAUUUUGUGUUGAUUGAAAGAAGCACAGACGCUUACAAAUUUAGAACAGUGAAAUAGUUCUGCAUGCUCAUUCUCCUAGGAUUUUACUUUUCAAAAUGACUUUUGAAAAUACAUCCAUACAUAGAUGCUUAUGGCAUUUAGAUGCAUAUCAGAGUAUUUAAAUGCAUACCAGAGUAUUGUGCAAGGAAACCAUUUUUGUUACUGUUGUUGUUGUUUUGUAUAUUUUAUAGUGUUUAUGUAUUUUAUGUUAAUGAAAUAUUUUAUGUAUUUGUUUCUCAAACAUUUGAAUAUUUUUCAAAUAAUUUAUAUUUUAUAAACUUUGAAAUACAAGAAGCAGACAGCUGGUGCUUUCAUGGGAAAUGCAGGAGAAAAAUAAAAUAUGUAGCGAUUUUACUUUUUUUAUACAAAGAAAAAAAUGAACAAAUAAUGGAGGAAAAAAAAAACCUGUCUGCGUAAACAGUUGUGUAGAAAAAUUAAAGGCUGAUGCUGGCCCAUCAUUGAUUUCUGCUGGGAAGUUUUAUAGACUGCAGCUUCUAUUCUUAUUGUACUUCAAAUUGUUAUGUUACAAAAUAUAUGUGGAAAAAAAUAUUUUGUAAUCCCUUUGA
Conger conger (European conger) is the source of this 5007-nucleotide messenger RNA. RefSeq names its product v-ets avian erythroblastosis virus E26 oncogene homolog 1 (gene ets1). Gene Ontology annotation, cellular component: nucleus. Lineage: Eukaryota; Metazoa; Chordata; Actinopteri; Anguilliformes; Congridae. The transcript has 8 exons. Gene Ontology annotation, molecular function: sequence-specific DNA binding; DNA-binding transcription factor activity, RNA polymerase II-specific. The record is from RefSeq and is a predicted model, not a curated record. Bases 225 to 1523 code for a protein of 432 amino acids. Gene Ontology annotation, biological process: regulation of transcription by RNA polymerase II; cell differentiation.